Betta splendens (Siamese fighting fish) is the source of this 6017-nucleotide messenger RNA. Its product is annotated as neuroendocrine convertase 2-like. Gene Ontology annotation, biological process: peptide hormone processing. The transcript has 19 exons. The record is from RefSeq and is a predicted model, not a curated record. The coding region runs from base 675 to 2951 and encodes 758 amino acids. NCBI's taxonomy places the organism in Eukaryota, Metazoa, Chordata, Actinopteri, Anabantiformes, Osphronemidae. Gene Ontology annotation, cellular component: trans-Golgi network; Golgi membrane. Gene Ontology annotation, molecular function: serine-type endopeptidase activity.
AUAAUGAAUGCGGGUUUUCUGCUAAAUUAAUUUAAUUAUCGCUGCAUUCAGCUCCAUAUAAGAAUGGGUAAAACUCAGGAGCAUUUUGUGGCAUUAUUAUUUUUGUUUUGUGGCAGAGUUAUUGUCGACUUUAAAUUGACAAAAGCCAGGUAGAAAAGCACUGUUCGUUACGUCUACGUCCCGUAUUACUACAGUCCAAACGUGGUUUAGCAUGCUUGUUGCCGCUAAUUGCGCAGGGAGCACCUGCUUCUUCCAAAGUCAUGUGUCGUCCCCUAAGUCUCACUGCAAGGGCACCACGCAAAUGAAUGCAGCGAGUACUGCAGCGGUGAAAGUGGAAUUUUAUCCACGCUAACCCUAAUUUCCAUAUGCAGAUCUGUCUCUCCCAACAGUCCCUCUCGCCAUCACACCAUUUCUCGCAUUCUAAUGCAUUCUCACAUCUUUACAAAAUCCUCUCCUCCGCCGCACGCCGUUGAUGUGCUCGUUUAGUCCACUUCUGCGCGUUUUUGCUCGCCCAGUGCGGAGAUACGCGAUAAAAGCGGCGUUUUGCAUGCUCUAAUUUGCACGUUUUAUUACUAGGAGUCAGUGGAGACAAUAAAAAUGGACGCGUCGGGAGCUUUUCCUUUACGAUGCAUCGACCUGCUCGGCUUUCAACAGGAGGCAGUCCGUCUGUGUGAAUGCUCUGUCGGCUGGACGAUAGAGGCCCCAUGUUCGGCGCAGGGCUCCUGGUGCUCGGUUGCCUGCUGCAGAGGAGCGUGGUGACCACAGAGGGGCAUCGUGGGACCGACCGCCAUGUUUUCUAUGCAGUUCGUAUGGACGGAGGCAUCAGAGCUGCCAGGACUGUAGCCGUGCGGCAUGGACUGGAUUUCAUGCAGCGGGUUGGAGGCCUGAAGGGCAUAUACAACCUGAGAGACAGCAGGGGGCGCUCUGACCGAGCCACUUUUGAGCAGAGGCUCUCGACUCUACCAGGGGUUCGCUGGCUUCAGAGGCAGCACAGUCUUUACAGAGAGAAGCGGCUUCCUGUGUCAAGACCCGGCCCCGUUUUCACCGAUGGUUCCCAGAGGAGGGAGUCCGCCUCUGGCAGGAAGCCGGCGAAGAAGAACCGCGACCAGUUUCUCACCUUCAACGACCCACUCUGGCACAUGCAGUGGGAACUGUUCGCCCAGGACGAGUACGGCGCCAGCGGGGCCGACCUGAACGUGAUGCCAGUGUGGAACAACAACAUCACCGGCGAUGGAGUGGUGGUCAGCAUCAUCGACGAUGGUUUAGAUUACACCAACAAAGACCUGAAGAAAAACUUUGAGGCGCGAGCCAGCGUGGACCUGUGGGCUCCAUACGGCGUGUCCCGCGACCCCAUGCCGGGCGCAGGCGAGGAGAACAGCCAUGGCACCCGUUGUGCAGGGGAAGUUGCCAUGGAGGCCAACAACUCCUACUGCGGCGUGGGCGUCGCCUUCAACGCCAGGAUCGGAGGUAUCCGCCUGUUGGAUGGCAACGUCACCGAUGCCAUGGAGGCCACAGCGCUGACCUUCAACCACCGCCUCAUCGACAUCUACGUGUGCAGCUGGGGCCCACGGGACGACGGCGCCGAAAUGGAUGGGCCGCACGGCCUGACGGAGCAGGCCCUCCGGCUGGGAACCCGCCAGGGCCGAGGUGGGAAGGGCAGCAUCUUCGUGUGGGCGGCAGGUAAUGGAGGCCUUCUUCAGGACCACUGUGGCGCAGAUGGCUACGUUAACUCCAUCUACAGCAUCGCCAUCAGCGCCGCCACUCAAACGGGGAAGCCCGCCUUCUUCGGUGAGCCCUGCCCCGGGGUGAUGGCCGUCACCCUGACGGGGGCCGGCGUGGGCGGCCCGCUGCCUCUGAUCACCGUGACCAGUGUCGGCGGCGGAUGCGUCACGCACUUUCCAGGAACAUCUAGUGCCGCUCCGAUCGCCGCGGGGAUUCUGGCUCUCGUCUUGGAAGUGAAUCCCGCGCUGACGUGGAGGGAUAUUCAGCAUCUGAUCGCCAGCACCGCCAAGAUUCCCGACCCCAAAGAGCGCGGCUGGAGCGUCAACGCGGCAGGUUACCAUGUCCACCACAGGUAUGGAUUUGGAGUUCUGGACGCAGGACUGAUGGUGAAAAAGGCUGCACACUUCAGCACCGUGGCUCCACAGAGGCUGUGCAUCCAGGAUGUGACCCUGGAUCCUCCCAGGAUCCUGUCUCCAGGAAGCAGAGUCAGCGUCAGCAUCCCAUCGGAGGGCUGCUGUGGGAGGGCGAAUGAGAUCAACACUCUGGAGCAUGUUCAGGUGAAGGUGAGCCUCAGCGCCAUGUGCCGUGGCGACCUGUCCAUAAGCCUGGCGUCUCCUGGCGGCACGGUGUCGCUGCUGCUGGACACGCGGCCCUACGACGCCUCCGCUGACGGCCUGAGGAACUGGACGCUGAUGACGGUCCACAGCUGGGGGGAGCAGCCACGAGGCCUGUGGACCCUCCAGGUGACGGACCACAGUGGCACAGUGGGCAGCUGUACGAGGCCUGCUGAGGAGGAGGCGGCCGGAGCCCUGGUCAGUGUCACCCUCCUUCUUUACGGCACCUACCGCCCCCACAGGACCACGCACGAGGGACCCCUGCAGAGCAUUGUGUCCAUGGGGUCGCUUCACCCCAUCCCCUACAAAGGCGUCAACCAGAGGGACCGGUACCCCCCUCUGGACCUCAUUCAAUGGGUCUACGAAAUGGAGAGAGACAGGAAGGUGCAGACUGCUGACAUCACCGUCCCACCCAGACCCAAGAGGUCCUCUGGCAGAUCGACCCGUGCUGCUAUCAGGAAUCUCGACAUCGUCAGUGACCGCGAGGAUGGAGGGUUCCAGCCCGUACGAUUACAGAGCGUCCAGGACCGUCAUCCUUCCUCUCCAGAUCCACGGGGUGGAAGAACUGAGAGCAGAGAGGCAGAGGAGAGGACUGGACAGCCGGCACGAAACUAAAGACACGCGUAUAACAGUGUUUGAAUCAGCUCCAUGCACUUUACUGCGGUACUUAAUGUUGAUUUUUGAAUUGGCUUUAAAAUGAAAUCACUCGAAAAACACAAACCAACAUAUAAAUGCUUCCUUGAAACCUAAUAGUCCCAGUAGCAGGUCUCAGCUCUCAUCUGUGCUCCUGCUUUGAUUUGGGAAGUUGCAAAGGUUACUGAAAGAUAUGUUUGUCUUUUUCCACUUCACUGAAGGGUGAAUUCAGCUCAGCGCAAUAAGAAAUGGAUUUACCCAUUCAUUAAAGGGGCUGUGUCACUCCUCAUCGGGUUGGACAAAUAACAAAUUAAUUUCUAGCCGCCUAAUUUCUCUCUGUUCUUCGCUGAAUUUCCGAUAGCGUCGACUUGCUGAUCGCAGCCACGCGAACUCCCUCAACUUUUUAUCAAUUCAUUAAAAAUGCGCCACGGCGGAGAUGCUACAAAGGAAAAUCUCAGCCUUUUUUCUGCAUGACUCCUUUACCACCAAACUGUACACAAACAGGAACCAAGCGAGGUGUUUCAUUCAAAUGAGGUUAUUAACAAACCAGAAACCAUUAAAAAAAGAAAGUUUUCAGAAAAAACACUUUGUUGCCAUUUUCGAUACAGCCAAAACUUUUUUUUUUUUUAUGAAACAAAUAUCAGUCAGAAUAGUGUCAACGAUUUGUCAGUCAAGUGCAGGUGUGCGGGUUGUUGUGUUUUGUAGCCGUGCUAUAUUGACAGAGCAGUAUUGAUGUUUCAAUUAGUGCAGCGUUACAUAGUGCCGCAGCAUGGUAACAUGGUGCGUCUCCCACCAUCUGCUCUGCCUGCGCGUCUGACGAACGAGGCACGUGGGGCUAAUCGAGCCGCACAUGAGCGAUGGGAGCGUGCGAUCUGACACACACACGCGCGCGCGCGCACACACAUCCUAUACACACGUCUCCAUGCAGACAAAGUGGGGAGGGAGAGCGCUUCAGCCCUGCUGUUUAAACAGCCUUUAGAUGGCUCCUGAUUCCUCCCCUUCCCCUUUCACAUGUGCCGCUGGAGCAGCCAGCAGGUUAUUUCUCUGACAAGGAAACAGGCAAACGCACCAGAUGCACGAGUAAAAAAAAAAAAAAACAAAAAAACCUUCAAAAGCUCAUCUGACGCAAAGACAAAAAAAAAGAGAACGGCUUCUGCCAGGAUUUCACGUGCUGGGACGUUCUGAAAUAACAGCAUUAUGCCCGGCGUUAUUGGCUGCCAAACCGCACGAAUCAAAGACCUCAUUGUGUGGAUUACCUCGUUAAUCUGUUGAUGCCAUUGAGUAGUAUUGCAGGUGUUAAUGUGCCAGUUCCCCCCACCCCCCUCUCUUCUCUUAUUGGGAGGGUGUAGCGUUAGGUUGGUAAUCUGCUUUAAAUGCUUUCUGGGGAAUGAGACACGCUGAAACUCAGCCAAGAGAACUCUACUAUCAAGAAGAGCUUUCUUUUAAUACAGCACUGAAGGGGAGCGACUGACUGAGGCUGCUAAUGCCAACGGGGACCAUCUAGCGCGCUACACGCCCCACACCACUUGUUGGAAUAUGUGGCUGUAUGAAUAAUGAAAGAGGAAGUCAUAUUGCUAAAGCGGUCCCACACAGACAUCCGUAACAGAAGCGUCUCAUUGCUCUUCUUCUUCUGUUUCCUUCCUGCAAAUAAAGAAAACUGCAGGUUGUGCCUCUUUGGAGGCGAAACCAAAGUUGCUCUCUGCGUCUGAGCUCAGACACUCUGGAGGUGAACUCCUUCACCAGGAAGAGAGAAAGAUAAAGUGAAAGACAGAGGGGUUUGGGGGGUGCGGAGAGAGAGAGAGGGAGAGAGAGAGAGGUAAUCCUCCCUUUUUUCUGCUUCCUGGGGUGGUCUCUUCAUCCAGGGCCUCAAAGAGGGGCAGAAUACACCUCCCUGCUACAAUGAGGGGGAUCCACGGGGGCUGCUGCUGUCUGAGUGUGUGUGUGUGAUGGGGGUGCAGCUUUAAGCAGGCCUUUGAGUGGCCUAAUUGCGUUGGAAUACAGCAGUCUGAGAGCUGGCUCAGAUCACGGGCUGCUGGAGGGGUUAGCGCCCGCACCUCGACAGCCACACUCAGCAAAAGAGCCCCGGCACAAUGCGCACAAUUAAUGCUCUCCCUCUCGUUAACUUUCUCCCCACUUUUUGUCCUCUCCCACUUCUCUCUCAUCCUUCUCCUUUUCACCCCGUGUCUUACUCUCUCUCCUCUCGCUCUACCCUCCCUCCCUCCCCUCGGCAUGUCGUCACUCACCCACUGUAUUAAUCCUCCCUUACAGCCUGUCAAUCACGCUCCCUUUGAUGCACACAAUUACAGUAAGGAUGAAAGGCGUGGGCCGCUUCCCGUUAUGUAAGACUUAAAACAGGCCCGAGCAGGAAUUAUUGAUAUGUGAACAGCGAUUCUGAAAUAAAACCUCAGCACCACAUGACAUCCCUGGUAUUAGUUUGCAAGAAAAUGUCUGUGCUUGAUUUCAAAGAGCUGAAUGUUUUGUCCUUCUCUAUAUAUUCCUCUAUUUAGUGCCAGUCCAGGGUAGAGCUUUUGUGAAGAUACAUCCUCGUAUAAUAAAGGGGAUUGAUUAGAAUCUACUGAUUUUUCUUUCAAUAUGAGCCCAACAAAGUAAAACGGUAGCAAGUGGAUGAGACAAAGCAAUAGAAUUAAUUCAAUUUCUCUCAAUUGGCCCCCAAGGAUAAAUAAACAAAUAAAUAUAUAUAAAUAAAUACAACUUUCCUAUUAUAUACUAUUAUCACUGUUACUACUUGGUUUAUGUCCUACAGGGAGAGUCUACAGACUCUGACAGCAUAUUCCUGUUCCUACUGUACUAGUGUAUGACACCAUGAAACGUUAUUAUGUUUUAACUAUGUCUUAUGUUUUAACUUUUGUUUUCAUUACAUUUCCGUGAUCACAGGUUGGAUAUGGUGCAUAAAUACCCAAAUGUGUAUUUCUCGGUUGACACCAUGCUGUUUACCGUCCAUUCUUGUGUAUUUUCAUUGUAUGGUUUAGGUUUUGACACAAAGUCUCCUCAUCAUGAAAUACAGAAAUAAAAGAUUGAUUCUCUACA